Messenger RNA from Magallana angulata, 2247 nucleotides. Its product is annotated as large neutral amino acids transporter small subunit 1-like. Gene Ontology annotation, biological process: amino acid transmembrane transport. The transcript is spliced from 10 exons. Gene Ontology annotation, molecular function: L-amino acid transmembrane transporter activity. Gene Ontology annotation, cellular component: membrane. The record is from RefSeq and is a predicted model, not a curated record. NCBI's taxonomy places the organism in Eukaryota, Metazoa, Mollusca, Bivalvia, Ostreida, Ostreidae. Bases 346 to 1836 code for a protein of 496 amino acids.
CGUGAUUGGUGAAUUGUAUGCUCUACUACUGUCCUAUAAUAGUUUGUAGUUGGGUGACGAAAUUCUGAGCAACCUUCUGACAAGUUUCCAUUUCACGCCAUUCAAUGGUUGUAAGCGGUCAGUGUGUGGCCCGUAAGUCAACGUACGACUUAUCUCUGCUGACCUCACAGACAGCCAUUGCAUUGUGUAUUCAAGACGACGUUUUUCCCCAGACUUUUGAAAAGGAUGUAUUACCAGUGGGCCACUGCAUAAAUCGAUCUACUCUUAAAAUGCACAGUUAAAUAGAAGUUACGAGACACAACAACUCUUUUCUGCAAGUCAUCAGAAAGAAGACGGGACACAAUCAUGGUGAUUCAAAACGGUGACGCUACCAGGAACCGCGCGGCAGAUGCGUCGUCGGCGUCACUGGCGUCAUCAAAUAACGUUACUGUGGUGCAGUUAAAGAAACAAAUCAAUUUAUUUCAUGCUGUUUGCAUAAUAGUUGGCAUUAUCAUAGGAUCUGGUAUUUUUGUGUCCCCUGUCGGAAUUCUACAAAAUGUUAAAUCGGUUGGGAUGUCGUGUGUUAUGUGGGCCGUCUCUGGAGUUUUUUCGGCGCUGUGCGCGCUCUGUUACGCCGAGCUGGGCGUCACCAUCCCUGAGUCCGGCGGCGAGUACACUUAUAUCAAGCGAGCCUUCGGCGAUUUUCCCGCCUUUUUGGCGAUGUGGAUAAACUUUAUCAUUAUAUGUCCAGUUUGUGUUGCAGCAUCCUGUCUAAUUUUUGCAACUUACAUUCUCCGUCCGUUCUUCCUGGACUGUGACCCCCCAGUAACCAGCAUCAGACUUAUAGCAGCCCUAGUAAUAGUUUUUCUAAUCUUAGUAAACUGUGUCAAUGUCAAAUGGGCCACAAAGAUUCAGGUUGUGAUCACGGCCAGUAAGCUGCUGGCACUCUUCCUCAUCAUUGUCAUCGGAUUCGUCUCCAUGGGUCAAGGCAAUGUCGAAAAUUUCAACAAAGCUUUUGAUGGCAGUGAUUUCAGCGCAGGUGCUAUUGCAAUUUCAUUUUACUCAGGAUUUUGGGCAUUUGGGGGAUGGAGUUAUCUGAACUUUCUAACGGACGAGCUGAUUGACCCUCACAGAAACCUGCCAUUAGCCAUCAUCAUUUCGAUGACCAUAGUGACCCUGGUUUACCUGGUGGCUAACAUCGCCUACUUCUCCGUACUUACACCGAUGGAGAUGCUACGGUCGUCAGCUGUAGCGGUGACCUUUGCAGAACAGACAGUAGGUGUAAUCGCGUGGAUUAUGCCCGUUCUGAUCGCGAUUUCAGUGAUGGGAUCCAUGAACGGGACUUGUCUAUCCAUGUCAAGGUUGUUCUUUGUGGGGGCCAGAAAUAGCCAUCUUCCAAAUAUAAUCUCCAUGAUUAAUUACAAGUAUCUCACUCCGGCGCCCUCUCUCCUGACCAUUCUGAUAUUGACACUGGUCAUGCAGAGUUUUGAGGAGAUUUUCUUCCUGAUCGAGAUGAUGGGGUUUGGUUUCGCCAUCGUUUUAACCUGUGUCUUCGCUGGCCAGAUCUACCUGAGAUUCAAAGAGCCCGACAUUCCAAGGCCCAUUAAGCUUCCCAUCAUCCUCCCCAUUUUUCUGCUGGCCGUCAGUUUACUGAUUUUAGUCCUCACGUGUCUACAAAAGCCCGCGGAAAGUCUGCUUGCAGUUAUCCUCAUUUUGGCGGGAGUUCCGCUCUACCUCAUUGGUGUUCUAUGGAGGUCAAAACCUCGCGAGAUUUCAGACCUUAUACAUCAAGUCACGUGUUUCAUACAAAAAAUUCUGCUGGUUGUUCCCCAGGAGAAAAGCAAGGAGUUGAAAUAAUCAGUUAAGGAAUUGGUCCCGAAAUCGAGAAACACAAAACUGACCAAUAUUUAAGCCGCAUACUAGUGUUCAUAUCAUGGAACAUAUUAUACACUGGUGUAUAUAUAUACAUAGUCUAUAUGUUGUUUUCUUGGUGUGCUGUAACUUGUACUAUAGAGUAGACUAGUACACGAUAUACUAGUAGUUUGAGAUGCCUGCCAGAUUCCAUUUGAAAUGAUAUAAUGACUUUAUUAUUAAGUCGGUAAUAUUGAAAUGUAUGGUGUAAAUACCGUUAUAUUUUAUUGUGUUCAAUUUGAAUUUAACUUUCGAAGCUAUAUGAGAAUUUUUAUAGUUAUAUUCUUUGUCUGUCCUUUUAUUUAGAUACGAUGCUGACAAAUCGUUAUAUAGAAAUAAAACGACCUUUCCAUUGGU